Lasiosphaeria miniovina is the source of this 3663-nucleotide messenger RNA. RefSeq lists its product as uncharacterized. Gene Ontology annotation, biological process: protein phosphorylation. NCBI's taxonomy places the organism in Eukaryota, Fungi, Ascomycota, Sordariomycetes, Sordariales, Lasiosphaeriaceae. The transcript has 5 exons. Gene Ontology annotation, molecular function: protein kinase activity; ATP binding. The record is from RefSeq and is a predicted model, not a curated record. The coding region runs from base 65 to 3583 and encodes 1172 amino acids.
CAAGUAUAUUUUUCAUCAAAAGAAAUGCGCCAAGAAAGUCUUCGUGGUUGCCCUUCUCUGCGGCAUGGACAAGAGCGACCGAAAGCUUCUCAAGGCAAUGGCUUGCUUCAAAAAAGCCAAGACUCAUGACAGCCACUUGCCUCUCAAGCCAGAUACCUGCCCUGGUAGCUCAGGUCUAGAACUUGAUAUUAAGGGGACUGUCACCUUCUCCUUUUACAAAAACCUCAAGAUUGGCAACUUCGGCGAGAAACAGUGGGCUGUCCUUGCCCCUGUCUUCACAGACAAGAACACCAAAUUGACACUAGACCCUGGCUCCAUCUUGCCCGUUGUGGGUGAGAUGCGAGGAAUGGAUAGCGGCGCUUUCGGCGAGGUGUCUCAGGUAGCCAUCCAUGAAAAUCACUGGUCCAAGCCCAUCCUGAGAUAUGAUGGCCUGCGAGCCGACAUCGCCAUCAAAAAGAUCAAAGGAUUUGGGAGAGAGAUCACGGACACUCAAAAACUCGACCAGUUACAGAAAGAGUGGGACCGGGAGGUUGGAGCACACAUCGCCAUGCGCGACGCCCAGCACAAGCACAUCAUCGAAUUCAUUACAGCGGUGGAGAGGGGCUACGAUCGGUUCUUGAUGUUCCGCUGGGCUGAGGAAGGUAACCUCCGAACCUUCUGGGGGAAUAACAACCACCCGGCCCUCACGAGCGCCCUGGUAAAGGAUGUUGUUUACCAGAUCCGAGGCCUUGCAGACGCACUUCACAAGCUCCAUACUGGAAACAAGGUCGGGGGCGAGUCGUUUCGGCACGGGGACCUCAAGCCCGAAAACAUUCUUUGCGUCACUCUCACGCCUCCCCAAGACGACCAUGGCACCACCAGCAUCCCAGAACUGAAAAUCUCAGACAUGGGCCUGGCCAAACGCCACAAUGUUGCCACUGAGCUCCGCCCACAAACCAGCAUGCGCUACACAACUGCCAGGUACGAACCUCCGGAAGUGAUCUUGCCGGAACUCGGGCAGGGCCGUUCCAGGAGAUACGAUAUGUGGUCGUUUGGGUGCGUCAUCCUCGAGAUGAUCAUCUGGCUCUUCUAUAGCAACGACGAGUUGGAGGAUUUCAACAAGCAAAUCGUGGACGAAAUGGGCCAUGGGAGUCACUGGUUCGAGAAGAGUCAGGGCCAGGCCGCAGUUGUGCAUCUUCACGUGCGGAAUAUCAUGCACAAGCUACGGACCGAGGACCACGAGUGCGCCACCGAGACGGCUAUGCGAGAUCUCCUUGACAUUGUGGAGACGAAACUUUUAGUGGUGAGGCUUGGAGUCGGCACUGCCACUGCUGGCGGGGAGUCGGGCCCCAGGUCGAGCCCUGGAUCUCGGAUCUACACAGAGGAGCUCUUGGUGGAUUUGGACGGAAUGGUAAGGAAAGGCGAGAGGAAUGAGCGCUACUGGUUUACAGGCACGAGCCGGGAAGGGAUCGGCAAGCUCAGUGAAGCCACCAAAGAUUCACAAAUCCCGAUACGGCAGGCCCUGCUCUCUCCGGAAGCAGCGCUGGCUCCCGGGCAACGGCCCCUACCGGCAAUUCGAGGGCCCGAUGACUAUCUCGCACGCGAAGAGCACGAACACAUCAUCAGCGUUCAGGUUCCAACCGCAUCUGAGAUAAGAACGAGAAAAGUCGAGUUCCCAGUCGACAACAAGUUUGCGACUGAGCUUCUUCAACCGCUGGCAAACAACGAUCUGUUUCCGAUGUCCACCCCAUCAGCGCGGCUGUGCGACCGAUGCCAAGGGUUUGAUGUCGGCAAGCCCUUCUUCAACAUCAUCGAUACUUUAUCAGACCUCGAGUCCAGCCGGAGCUCGUGUGACUUUUGCAAAAUGCGGUGGGAGGUUUGCCACAGCCCCAACGGGGAACCAGUGCAAAGCAUCCGCUUCGAUCGUGACCAGUCGACUCUGAAACUCAACGAGAGCCUUCUUCCCGUCAUCUCCAUCUGCCGUAGCCCAGAUCUCGCCAGCCCCCACGCCAACGCCAUCCAGAUCGGCCUGCCCCAGAUCGCCGAGGCCGCCAGCCGCCAGCACUUCAGCACUCUCCGACGCUGGCUUUCAGACUGUGACAAAAACCACCCGAAAUGCCACCCCGUCGAGAGGAGCCGGCCCGCCCCCCGCCCGCCAACCCGCCUCAUCGACGUGGGCACCGUCGCCAUGCCGCUCGCGCGACUUUUGGACACCCAAGCCUCCUUCCCGGCAUCCGCCCCUUACAAAUACGCCGCGCUCUCGCACCCGUGGGGUCCCGAGCCUCACUUCUGCACCUUCUCGUCCACGCUGGAUCAGCACAAGCAGCGCAUUCCCGUCGAGCGCAGCGACUUCCCGGCCACGUUCCGCGACGCCAUCGCCACGACGCGCGAGCUCGGCCUGCGCCACCUGUGGAUCGAUUCCAUCUGCAUCGUCCAGGGCCCGGACGGAGACUUUGGCGUCGAGUCGAAGCGCAUGGAGGACGUGUUCAGCUCGGCGUACUGCGUCAUUGCCGCCAGCCGUGCCAGGGGCCAGACGGAUGGGUUUCAGGGCCCGAGGAAGCAGCGGCAGUUCCUGGAGCUUCCCGUCAAGAACGCGGGGGCCGCCGCCGGCGGGCAAGGAGGCACGGGGAGGUUGUUUGUGUGUCAGUUCAUUGACAACUUCGGCGAGCAUGUGCUCAACAGCCCGCUCAGCAGGAGAGGGUGGGUGCUGCAAGAGAGGGCGCUCGCGCGGAGGAGCAUCUACUUUACAGACUGGCAGGCGUACUGGGAAUGCGGCGAGGGAGUGCGUUGUGAGACGCUGAGCAUGGUAAACGACAAGCUCGCCUCCUUCUUGGGCGACCCACACUUUCCCUCCAAACUCUCCAGCAACCUGACCGACCGCGGCGAGAAGAUCCGUUUCUACGAAGACAUCUACAAGCGGUACUCGCGCCUGGACUUCAGCCGCAUCACCGACCGCGCCGUGGCCAUCGCGGGGCUCGAGCGGCGCAUGCUCACCGAUCUCAACGCUCGCGGCGGGUUCGGCAUCUUCGACGACGGCCGCAGCCUGCUGCCGCGCACGCUGCUGUGGCGGCGCGGGGAGGGGGUUGCGGCCCUGCAGCGCAUUCCUCCCGACCAGGACGCCGCCGCGGCCAGUCGUCGGGCUCGGCCGCCCAGCUGGUCGUGGGCCGCAUACGACGGCGCAAUCGACUUCCUGGCUCUGCCGCUCGGCGAGGUCGACUGGUGCGAGGACCAGAUCCACAGCCCCUGGAAAGACCGUGGGGGGGAGAGAAGAGGGGAAGAGGCGGCGGCGAACGGGCUGCGUGCUGUCGCCUACCCGUUCGUAAAGCAACCGCUUCGACCACUCCUCGAUCCUGGCCAGGGCGAUUUCGAGGUCGUUCUCGACGCGGGCGAGAGCGUAGUUAUUGAGGGGUGGGAGGACUGGAGAUGCGUUGUCGUUGGGACGAAGAGGGUGCCCAGUCACCAGCAAACGCCCGUCAAGGAGAGGACGCACUAUCUGCUGAUCAUCACCACGGCAGGGGGUGGGGCUUACACUCGAAUCGGGGUUGGUACAAUAGUAGGGGGUUUCAUCGGAGAGCGCAUGGCUUCAACAGUUGUGGUGCAUUGAGUCAUAGGUCCUAACAGUGCCUUGCUGGGUAUCUUACAUGUACCUACCCAAUGAUGACUGUACAUAUACUCUAAUGCCUG